This is a messenger RNA of Salvelinus sp. IW2-2015, 8399 nucleotides long. Its product is annotated as tau-tubulin kinase 1. NCBI's taxonomy places the organism in Eukaryota, Metazoa, Chordata, Actinopteri, Salmoniformes, Salmonidae. Gene Ontology annotation, cellular component: nucleus; cytoplasm. The transcript has 15 exons. Gene Ontology annotation, molecular function: ATP binding; protein serine/threonine kinase activity. The record is from RefSeq and is a predicted model, not a curated record. The coding region runs from base 884 to 5302 and encodes 1472 amino acids. Gene Ontology annotation, biological process: peptidyl-tyrosine phosphorylation; signal transduction; peptidyl-serine phosphorylation.
ACAAUGUUUUGCUCUUUGUUGAAUUGAUGUAGAUGAUCUUGCGGACAUAAAGAACAUCCAAGGCAUUGGCACUUUGUCAAUAAUGCUGAAUACAAGGUCGCUCGCUUUGGUAUGAUAACUUGGGAGAGCAACGCCACUUCGAUGCGCUGUUUCUAGAGAAUAAAGCAGUGUCACUCCACAACACAGUUAUUGGCAAUGAUGCCAGAUGACGUAAGGAGCUUGAACAAAGCAAUUAGUAUAUUUUACAUCUAUAUAACAAGAAUCAUGAAUAAUUUAGAAAGAAUCAUCAUAAUGCAGACUUACGUCAGUGAUUUGAGUCGCUCACAACAUGAGGUGUAGUCUUUUACAACCAUCUAGUCGGGUCCCUUUGCAUCGGCUUUCCCGACUAUAAACGACAUUUCCCAAAGUGCAACUCGCGGAUUGCCACGCAGUGGAACGUUGCAUGGCGGCUGAUUGACUGAUAUUGAUCCAAUGGGUGAUUCCUGAAAUAUGUUUUAGGGGCGGAGUAAAGGUACACAACCUGUCCAUUGGGCCAGGGGCGCAGGGCGAUGGUGAAUGUUGAUACUUGGAAAACGUCAAGCCUAGAAUUAGAACUCUGUAUGGGCUGUGCGCACCGCCUGCCGCUUGGAUGGUAACCCUCCCUAUCCGUUGAGAGAGCGCCGAAACUGCAGUGCGGAGAAAAUGUAACAGUAGGAGGAGAAUGAUAGUAGAGUUUAUAGGCCUGGGGACUGCUGUUAGUUGCGAUGGAGGAGAGGUUGUGUCUUAUGGAAUGAUAUCUAAGGAAAGCCUAUUGGAAACAGAACGGAUCCCACCCUGUGAUUGUAGCAGUAAGGUAAAUGGCUGAAUCAAGUUGGGAGCUGCUGUGUCUCUGUCUGGCCGACCAAUGCAGUGCGUAGGGACGGCCGCCCAGCCCGACGAAAACAUGAACGGAGCGGGGGAGCAGGUGGACAUCCUGCCCCCAAACUGCUUGGUAAAGGACCGAUGGAAAGUGCUGAAGAAAAUUGGUGGGGGAGGUUUCGGGGAGAUCUACGAGGCGUUGGACCUGCUGACCAGGGAGAAUGUGGCUCUCAAGGUAGAGUCAGCCCAGCAGCCUAAACAGGUCCUCAAAAUGGAGGUGGCUGUCCUCAAAAAACUGCAAGGAAAGAAUCAUGUCUGUAAAUUCAUUGGAUGUGGAAGGAACGAGAAGUUUAACUAUGUGGUCAUGCAACUUCAGCAGGGGAGAAACCUAGCGGACCUGAGGAGGAGUCAACCCCGCGGCACCUUCACCAUGAGCACCACGCUACGCCUGGGCAAACAGAUCCUGGAGUCCAUAGAGGCAAUCCACUCUGUGGGCUUCCUGCACAGAGACAUCAAGCCUUCAAACUUUGCCAUGGGUCGACUCCCCUCCACCUAUAGAAAGUGCUUUAUGUUAGACUUUGGCCUGGCUCGCCAGUAUACCAACACUACCGGAGAGGUCCGACCACCCAGAACUGUGGCGGGAUUUCGGGGCACUGUUCGUUAUGCUUCAGUAAAUGCUCAUAAAAACAAAGAAAUGGGUCGCCAUGACGAUCUAUGGUCGCUAUUUUACAUGUUGGUAGAAUUUGCAGUCGGUCAGCUACCAUGGCGAAAAAUAAAAGAUAAGGAGCAAGUGGGUCAGAUUAAGGAGCGCUACGACCACAGAAUGCUGCUCAAACACAUGCCUUCUGAGUUUCAUGUUUUCCUGGAUCAUGUUUUAGGCCUUGACUACUUUACCAAACCAGAUUACCAAUUGCUGAUGUCGGUCUUUGAGAACAGUAUGAAGGAACGCAUCAUCACAGAGAACGAGUCUUUUGAUUGGGAGAAGGGAGGGACGGAUGGAGUGCCUCUGUCCACCUGCACGUCAACGCCCCCUCAACAGAACACACGACAGACCCCCGCUGUGGUCGGGGUGGUGAACGUGACUCUGAUUCCUGGGGAGCUGCCGAGGGAGAACACAGAUGACGUUCUACAAGAUGAGCACCUGAGUGACCAGGAGAACGCUCCACCUGCAGUACCUAGCAGGCCUUGCGAGGGGACACGACCCCAGGCGGAAGGCGAGGCGUGGAACGACACCGACUUCAACCGCAACCAACUCAGGAUCAGCAUCAGCAAGGGACAGUUGGCUGCGGAGGAGGAGCCUGCUAGAGGGGUGUGUCCCGAGGCCCCUGUGGGUGGAGCUCCCCCAGAAAUGACUGGUGCUCAGGUCUGCGCUCUGCGGUACCGGAGGAUCAACAGCCCAGAGUCAGACCGUCUGUCCGCUGCAGAUGGGAGACCAGACGUCUAUGAUAAACGAGGGUCUCGUAUGGACAUCCUGGGAUCCCCGUCCCGCUACGUGCACUCCUCCCAGCCGGCCCAGAUGCACUCCCUGGAGGGAGGAGGUGGGGACCGGCAGGGUGGCGGUGGGAGACCAGGCCAGGAGGUCUCCGUUGCCUCCGCGGCUGACCCCGAGGCCCACAGUAACGCCUUCAUCCGGUCUGUACCACUCGCCGAGGAGGAAGACUUUGACAGCAAGGAGUGGGUGAUCAUUGACAAGGAGACUGAGCUCCAGGACUUCCUGGGUCUCCUGGGCCCGGGUGCCGAGCCCACCACCUCGGGGCCCACCACCGAUGAGGAGCCCGAGGAGCUGAAGCCCCUGGAUGAACUGGAGGAACGGAGGAGGUUACGGGGAGCUGUAGGUGGAGAGGUGGUGGUGAGGCCUAAGAUGCGAGCAGGAGGCAUAGUGGCACUUCCGGAAGGGGAGGGGUCUAAUGGGGCUAGUCCUGGACACUCGGGUUAUCACACUCUGCCUCAUAGCCGUGGACAAAGACCACGGCCGCAGUCGGAGCACUUUGGAGCUCAAGGACAGGCCCAGGAGCAGAUCAACACAUACCAGGUUGGCAGUGUGGAGGACCAGAGAGAGAGACCUGACCUUACCAUGCUGGCCCAGCAUCGCAUACAUCGGGUGGACUUCCUCUCUGCCAUGCUCACCGCCACCCUUCCGCCUCUCCAAACCUCUUUUGAGGUUGGUUCCGGAACCCUUGUUGAGCAGGAUCGUGAUGGGGAUAUGAAUGGGGCCGGGGUUGGGUCCAGCGGUGUCGGGAGCCCCAAAAGCAGCGAGCACAGCCAGGAGGGUGAUGAUGGAGCGCCCUCUACUCUCCUUGCAGACGAGCCUCCUCUGGACUACCCUCACCGGGUCUCUACGGGAGUGGGGUUGGGGGGUGAUCCGGACCUGGAGCUGGAGGAAGGCUCCAAGACCCUGGUGCUCUUCUCCCCUGGAGACAUGAGGAAGUCCCUUGCCGUGGUGGGAGAUCUGCCCCCGGACAAUACCGGGAGCCACCAGGGGACCCUGGCUGCCGUCACACCCCAGUGCGAGAGAGCCCUGGGAGCUCUGGGAAGCCUGCUGGACGUGUCUGAGCCAGGUACUCUGUCCUCCCAGCUGAAGUCCGAGCCCAAAUCGUCUUUGACAGCCGUCACUGCCAUCCUGGUCAAUAUGGCGUCCAAUGUGGUUGCUCCCACUAGCACCUCCCCUCCUUUCACCAAAGUGGAGCGUACAUUUCUCCACAUUGCCGAGACCACCCACCAUAAUGUGAUGAGCUCCUCGGGGGCCCUGCAACCCAGGCUGCUGCUCCCCGGGCUGGUUGAGGAGCCCACAGCUGAACAAGAGUACUGCUUGGAGGGAGAUAAAGAGGAGGAUGUCUCCGAUGGAGAGAAAGAGAAAGGUAGGGAGAGCAGAUCCGAUGGGGACCUUUCAGAAAACGACGUUGAGAAGGGGACGGAGAGGGAGUCUGAAAGUGAGGUCCCAAAGACAUACAACGUACACAGGAGGGAGAGUGGAUCAGAAGGCGACGUCUAUGAGAAAGUCGAGGAAGGGGACGAAGAGAGCAGGCUUGAGGAGAACAUUCCAGAGAGCGACGAGGAGGAUGAGAAAGAUGAGGAUGAGGAGAAGAGAGAUGGUAGGUCCAAGGGGGAAGUUCCAGAGAGAGAAACCCCAGGUUCCCCAGAUGGAGACAUGGCUAAGGAGGAGGAGGAAGAAGAUGUUGCAAACAAAGAGGUUGACGAGUUAAUCUCUCCAGAAAAAGAGAAGGAAGAAGAGACGGAACUUGGGGCGGAGGCUCCGCCAGAGAUACAGUCAAACCUCUCCUCUCCCAUUCUCUGUCCCGCCGAAGAACCUGAAGCCCAGGAUGUCCUGGUCGUUUCCACAGAAACCAAGUUAUACUCUGAACAAGAGGAUACCCCUAUUGCUGUUUCUCCUGAGAAGGCGCCUGCCCAAGACGUGACAUUGGCAGAGAUGGAGAACCAGGUCCAGCUCAAACAAAACAUUGAGGCUUCUCCACAAGAAGAUCCUAAGGACUCUGGUGAUCCAGAAACAUUGGCAGUGCACCAGGUGGAGAGCAAAGAAGUGGCAGAGACUAGCAAACAAACCAGGCCUCGCAAACUGAGCCGAAUCCCGGUUCUCUCCCGGUCUGAGGAGGACACUGGCUCAGACCAGGACCAGUCGGCGGCGUCCCAGUCACUCAAGACUCGUCAGAAGGCCAAGCAACCUCACCUAGCCCGGCUGGUCAUGGAAAGGACACAAGGUCGUAUGCUAAGACUGGCUUCUGUUUCCUCAGCUUCGUCUGCGGAUGAUGGCUGUAAAGCAGCAGCAGAGACUCAGUCGGAGGAAGACACCCAUGAUGAGGACAACUAUCCGCCCAGGAAGGAGAGGGGAAUUUGGGGGGAGAGGAGUGAGGGGCGUCAAAGGAGCAGAAUACCCCGUCCUGUCACGCCUGUUAAGCUGCAGGGAUCCUCUGUUACACCGUCUCAUGCUUUCUCCCAAACUGGCCCCAAUGCUAAUCUCCACAAACCCCAACUUUCAACUAUAUAUACUAGGCAUCAAUCUCACAAAACUAGGACCCCAAGAAUAAAUGUUCCACUGCACCAGAGGUCCCAGACUCUGCAGUCCCGACCUGGACCCGGGGCCAACUCCUCCUCCUUAUUCUCCACCCCCCAGACUCCCCUGCGUGGGGUUAUCUCCCGAGCCCCUCUCUCUGCAUGCCCCUCCCCCCGUAGCCUCAGCACCUCCCCCUGUUGCUACUCCACUUCCCGGACCGACAGCCCCUCCCCUCAGCGCCCACGACGGGGGGCUGCAGUCACAGAGGUCCGUAGGCAGCUCAUAUCUGUGCGGGCGCAGACUGCACUUCCGCUAAAACCCAGACCGCCUCAGACCGAGGACUCCUCCGCCACUGGGAUGCCCAGAAGGCGAGGCAAAUUUUACCCAUCGUCAUCUACAUCCACACCCACUAAGGGGAAGUUAGAUGCUUCUGAGAGCAAGACAGCCACCAGAUAAUAUAGGCUAGCCCAGGGCAAUCUAUCUAUCAGUCUAUCCAAACUGCACUUCACACACCCGUUUAUCUACUGUAUGUCAGAGUAACUCCACAAUCACAAACGUGUUUGUCGCAAAUUGUGCAAAAACGCUUUGUUUUAACUCUCAGCUUAAGAAUACAAAGAGGGGUCUGCUUCAAAUUACAAUUAAGCCCAAGAACAAAGCAAGUAAUAGGGAGCACUAGGCAGCGGUGUGACCCCCAACGCUGCACAGACUAGGGAAAUGGGUGUUACUAACCUCCUUCUGCAGCUGAGGCCUCCCUGCUCCAGUCUAGGAACAUGUUCCUUAGCAGGGUUCGAAUUACACAUUGACUCUUGAUGGCUCUGCACGACAAUGGUGCCCAAUGUCCAUGUCGUUGACAAAUGUGGGUUCCCCUAGCCCCUCUGUAAUUAAAUCCUGAUCCUGGAGGAAUCUAAUGGAGUCUGACUCAGUACAGCAGCCCUCAAAAGCCUUAAUAAGACCUGUUCUAAGACCUGUUCUUAUCUGCUCCUCCCAUCACAAACGCUUCCAGGGACAAAACAAGAACUGUAACAGGAGAGCAGCAGCCUCAUCUGAUCUUACUGACUAGUUUGCUUAAAAAAGUGCUUUAAAUUAGAAUGAUCAUGUGUGAUAUGAACAUAAUAUAUAGCUAAAUUAUAGGAUUCACUUUAUAUAGGUCAGAUCUCAGAAGUAAUUUAGGUAACACUUUAUUUGACGCUAUUUCUUAUGAAGGGUUAUCAACUGUUGUAUUGCUUUACAAGCAUUCAUAGCACCUUAAAGAUUAAGUCAAAUAAACUGUACAAUAAAGCAAUAAGGUGCCAGAGACUGUUAUAUAUCAUUAAUAUCUCUCAUGCCUUAUUACCUGUAUUGUAAAGUUUCACAAUGCUCACUGACUGCAUCUAUGAGCUGCAUUCAUGAUCUUAAAGCGUUAUAACACAUAAGGGGGAUCAAGUAAAGUUUUACCUUUAUGUACAUAAGAAUCAGAUAUGAAAUGGUGAUUGAUUAUAAAAAGGCAAUGUGCAGUUUACACUUGGCGUUAUUAUUUCUCUCUCACACCCAAUCAGGGACUAUCACAGCUGGUAAGUCUGCAUUUGGAGUGAAAAAGUGUGCCGUAUCUAUGAUAACCAUUAUAGAGUAUUUAUUAUACAGUCUUAUUAAGCCCUACGAAUGCAUCUAUAAAGUGCUAUGAAUGUGCUUAUUAGACAAUAUAACACUUCACGAGGAACUGCUUCAAGUGUUACUAAAUGUUACCUACAGUAGGCCUAUAUCACCAUUUGAAAUAACGGUAAUACUACAUUAAGUAAAGUAUUACAGAAAAUAAGUGUCAUUAUUACUCUUUCUUUGUUCAUUGAGAUAGAACAGGAUUUUGGGGGGAAUCGAAAUUAAUGCGUUUUGCAAGAUAAAGUCGAUGUAUCUACUUGUGGCUUUGUAAUGGUCCGCAUGUGUUCUUGUCUACCUCGGGAGAUGGUUUCACCCAGAUAUGAUCACAAGUGGCUUUUCUUUAAGGGAAUUCACUGGAUGUACCCAGAGAUUAACAUUACGUCCCAAAUGGUACCUUAUUCCCUAUAUAGUGCACUACUUUUGACCAGGGCUCAUAGGGGUCUGUUAAAAAGUACUGCACUAAAUGGGGAGUUGAAUGGGGAAUGUUGAAUGUCUCCAAAUGAACAUGAUUCAGCUAAUACGCAUGAAUGGGGGGUGCUAGCUAUACAGUUUCACAGAAUCCUUACUUCAGGUGUAAAAUCAUCAGUCAAUCAUUCACAUUUCAGAGAUUUAGCUAAUUCCUUGUUUUUUUCAGUUACAAAGAACUGUUAUUCUGAACAUGUGUGUCCCCUUACUACAUGCUGCAUAUUAAAAACGUCACUGUAGAAUAGUAUUUAUUUUGCACUUUAAAUGUCACUGUUUAUUUGUCUUUUCUCACUGUUAGUCUGCACUUCACAUAAAACGUGUUACCAUUUAACUUACGGAAAUCAUAAUUUCUCUCAACAAAUGACAAGGAUAAUGCAACUUACAAUAUAGCGAUACAUCUACAAUAGUACAAUGCAAUGUUUUAAAAUGUAUUUAUUUUGCUUUGUACAAUACCCCAACAACAAUACCCCAACAAAAUGUUUUGUGCAAUUUAGUAAGACAUGCAAUCAGGUAGAGCUGCUAUGUGAUGUGUCACUCAUUCACAGUUUAAUAAGAAGCCAUUUCAUUGGCUCACACCAAUAAAAGUUUGCUUUUAAUUGGUCCAUCUAUAGUGUGCACCAAUCAGCACUUCUAAGAAAUUUGCCAUGCCUUGCCAUUGAAAUAUACUGGUGUUCCAUAAUAAUUUACCCAUAGUGUAUUGUACAUAAUAUAGUUACUUCUUGAGACAAGAAGUUAUUUUUAUUUGAUAAAUCAAGUAUUUAGAAAAAAAUUGUAAUUGCAUUUGUUUCAUUUACUUUCAUUUUCAGAAGUGUCAAAUUGUUGAAUGAGACCUCAAGCUUUAACAAUACUGCUUCAUUCAAACUAACAAGUCAAAAUGUGUUUAAAAUUUGUGUGGUGUUAAAUAUACAGCAUUUGUUUAGUUUGACAUUAUUCAAAAUAAUGUUUGGUGAGAGAGAGAAUUUAUGGAAAGUUAUCAGAACAAAUACUUGCAGCAAUGACAAACUACAACAUUCAUAAUUAAAUAUGGUAUGUAAAUUGAAGUGCAACGAAAUGCUAACCAAUCAAGGGUAUUACGGACUACAUGUACCUACAUUUUAAAGAACAUCAAGAUAAAGUAUCCAAUGUAAACAGUGAACUAUUGUACAUGUACUUAAUCUUUAACUUUGAUUAAAGAUCUAUCUAAAAACAAAAGUAAUGAAUCGAUGAAUACAUAAAAUGAUGGUAGGAAGAGGGAGAAAUGAUAUUAUUCUGUUAUGGGUACAUUCAAGACGUUUUCUGUCCUCAAUCCACGUUUACUUAUCUGGACUAUUGAUCUUCCCAAUCUAGGAUGGACUUUGCAUGAAUGUGUUUCAUGAAUUAAAUCAUUAUCAAAUAAACUGCUUAUUAUAUGAACUAGCUUGCUGACAAGUUAUCCAUUUCAUCAAUGAUGACCGACAAUAAAGACCUGCUUCGUUCA